AUGAACAUCAGUGGUGAUGAAGAACGACGUUCUAGUGGAGUUUUUAAUGUUCAGCCAUCGAUCGCACCACACCCGUCACAAAAUGGUUCCGGAGAACCGCCAUUGCAACAACCUCCAUUGCAAAUGCCGCCAUCGCCCCUAACGGAAAAUUCUUUGAUGAUGCAGAUUCUGCAACUCAUGCAGCAGCAAAUGACGCAGCAGCAGAAUAUUUUGGCACAGCUGAUGCAGCACCAAGGAUCGGGGUCAGGCCAAAAUUCACUCACAUCGCCCGAACAAAUUCUGGAUUCACUAUGCAGCCAUUUAAAGGAGUUUAACUAUGAUGCUGAAGCUGGAUCGACAUUCGCAGCAUGGUACAGCCGAUAUGAGGAUUUGUUCGAGAAAGAUGCAGCCCGCUUGAGCGACGAAGCGAAAGUGCGCCUUCUUAUGCGCAAACUGGAAACCCUCGAACACGAUCGACUGCCACCGGGUAUCAAGGUAGCCCCCGCUGCAUUCCAACAACUGAUGGACAAGAUGCUUGUUGGUCUACGUGGCGUCUCCAGCUAUAUGGACGACAUCAUUGUCGGAGGUAGGAAUCAAGAAGAGCACGAUGAAACUCAGCUUCAAACCCUAGGUCGUAUUCAGGAGUACGGUUUUACAAUCCGUGUCGAUAAAUGCUCGUUCAAUAAGUCACAAAUAAGAUAUCUAGGGCACAUAAUAGAUAGAAACGGCAUCAGUCCCGAUCCAUCCAAAGUAGAAGCGAUCAUUAAUCUGCCAGCACCGUCAGACGUCAGCGAAAGAAUGAAAUCGUUAGCUCGUAGCUACGUAUACUGGACUUCAAUAGAUAGUGAUAUAAGCGAAUGCGUAGCUUCUUGCGAGAAAUGUCAAACUGCAGCGAAAACACCAGCACAUUCACCUCAUGUUCCUUGGCCUAAAUCGUCAUCUCCAUGGCAGAGAGUUCAUAUCGAUUAUGCAGGCCCAGUAGAGGGAGAUUAUUUCCUUAUAAUCGUAGAUGCUUACUCCAAAUGGCCAGAGGUUAUUAAAACAUCAAGUACUACUGCUUCAGCGACCAUAGCAAUUUUAAGAGGAAUAUUUGCACGUUUUGGCAUUCCAGUUACACUGGUGAGUGAUAAUGGGACGCAAUUUACAAGCGGAAUUUUUGCAGAUUUUUGCACAAGUAAUGGCAUACAACAUUUAAGAACGGCACCUUUUCAUCCUCAAUCUAACGGCCAAGCUGAGAGGUUCGUAGAUACGUUCAAGAGAGCAAUGAAAAAGAUUUGUUCAGAUGAUACUUCGCUUCCUGAGGCAAUAGAUUUAUUUUUGCAAACAUAUCGAUCCACUCCAAACCCAGCCAUUGAUGAAAACAAAUCACCAGCCGAGGUCAUGAUAGGGCGUCAAAUGCGCACAUGUUUUGACUUGUUGCGGCCCACUGCUAUUUCCAAUGAGCCUAGAGUACCGGAUAAUAUGAGGGUUUUGCAUUGUGGAGAACUGGUAUACGUCAAAACGUUUUAUAGAAACAAUUGGAAAUGGGAGCCUGCAAUUGUAACAAAGAGAUGCGGUAGCGUUAUGUACGAGGUUAAAACUAGUUUCCAGCGUAUACUUCGUAGGCAUAUAAACCAAAUGCGCAGGCGUUCUGUAAGCUUCCAUCAAUCAAAUCGUCCUUCACAACCCAUGGCGUUGGAUGUACUCUUGGGAACGUGGAAUGUACAGCCAAGAACAUCACCGAUAUCCAGCGACGUAAAUCAGUGUACGCCAUUGCUAUCGUCUGUGUCGUCACCCAAUUCUAAGCCAGCUUCGUUCGCGUCUUCACCGUCAUCGUCACCAUCGUCUACAUUAUUAUCUACGUCUGAGUCAGCAUCGUCCACGUCCUCACCGUCAUCGUCAUCAUCGUUGUAUGAUUCGUCUUCAGUGUACACAUCAUGUUCACCACCACCUGAAGAAGAAUCUCCUGUACUGUUAGCUGAUAACAGUUCUGCCAAGCAAUUGGAAGAUGAUAAUGAGGGAACGCAGCUGGUACAAGCACCACGUCGAUCUUCUAGAAAUAAAAGACCUCCACGUUGGUUGAACCAGUACUAG
This is a messenger RNA of Anopheles arabiensis, 2052 nucleotides long. RefSeq lists its product as uncharacterized. Bases 1 to 2052 code for a protein of 683 amino acids. NCBI's taxonomy places the organism in Eukaryota, Metazoa, Arthropoda, Insecta, Diptera, Culicidae. The record is from RefSeq and is a predicted model, not a curated record. Gene Ontology annotation, biological process: DNA integration. The transcript is spliced from 3 exons. Gene Ontology annotation, molecular function: nucleic acid binding.